Funneliformis caledonium is the source of this 203-nucleotide messenger RNA. Lineage: Eukaryota; Fungi; Glomeromycota; Glomeromycetes; Glomerales; Glomeraceae. The record is from the annotation of a GenBank genome assembly.
AUCUUUUUAAAGAAACGGAUAAAUCUACACCCUCAACUGCAGAUUUCACUAAGCCAGUGGAUUCAGAAAAUCAAAUUUCCAUAAAUGAUAAUGUAACUAGCCCUAUUGAGGUUAUGAGCACUACACCUGAUAAUUUUGACAAUUUAGAUGACUCAAUUUCAAAGGACACUAGCAGUCAAAUUCAACAUCCUAUAUAUGAAUAA